GCUUCCCAGAUAAAUCGGACACCAAUAAACCCAGCCAGCCUUACAGAAACAGAGGGACAGUCACCUUGAUUAAUACAGCAGCGCAUAAGCACGAUCAGCCCCCCGAUCGUUCCGCUUCAUCUUUACUACCUGUUCAAUGUGCGGCAUUCUCUUUUCCCUGUGCACCACGGGAGUCGCCGUCGAGCCGGACCUUUGGGCCGAUUUAAUGUGCCUGAAUACGAAACGAGGACCCGAUGCACAAGGCACCCAUCAAAUAACGGCAGAUACGGAAGGAGAGAAUCCGGUGGAUCUGUGCUUCUUUUCCACUGUACUUCAUCUCCGAGGACCUCGUGUGGUUGCACAACCUGUCGAGAAUCCAAUGACCCACGAUGUUCUUUGCUGGAAUGGCGAAAUAUUUGGUGGUUUAAAGGUCGAUUGCACAGAUAAUGAUACUCGGGUGUUAAUGGAUCACUUAUCACAAAUGGACGACCGAUCGCCCAACGGAUUGUUGAACCUUAUUUCGCAGAUCGAAGGUCCGUUUGCAUUUGUGUACUGGCAGGCUCGUGCCAGAAAGCUUUGGUUUGCGCGCGAUUGCUUGGGACGUCGUUCUUUGUUGUGGCGUCGGUCGGAUGGGGGACCUUUCAUGCUUAGCUCGGUGGGACCUUCGUCGCGGCUGAAUAAGAAAGAUUGGGCGGAAGUGCCUGCUACUGGUAUAUACUGCAUCGAUCUCAGUCAACCGGCUCGCCAAGACGACGUGGCUGUGGGUGGCUAUCCGUUGAAAAACUAUACUUGGUCUCAUCAGACCACGCCCGAUGCCGACAUUCUUACUUUGAAUUUACCUUUUCCGAAAUUGAAUACUGAAAUGCCACCGGCUGAUAUCCUGGAAACGACCAAAGUCGAUGAUGCCGUCGAACCACCCAUGGAUCCGAAAAUGGACCAAUCCAUUGACCAGUUUACAGAGGUGCUAAGUGAAUCGGUGCGUUGUCGAGUGGCCGAUAUUCCGUCUUUCAGCGAGACAAAUCGAGCCCGUGUCGCCAUUUUAUUUUCGGGUGGCAUCGACUGUAUUUGCUUGGCUGCGUUGGCGCAUCAGCAUUUGCCUCUUUCUGAACCGAUUGAUUUGCUCAACGUCGCCUUUGAGAAUCCGCGCACGGAAAAGGCAAAGCAGCAACCCAAAUCAAAACCCAAGUCCAAGUCGAAAUCUAAAAAGAACAAAGAAAGCACUGAAUCGACGCCUGAGCCUGUCACUUCCGUAGAAAAGGAGGCAUUGAACUCCAUGUAUAACACACCGGACCGCUUGACUGGUCGUGCAGGUGCUGAAGAAUUACGACGUAUUGCUCCCAAUCGACAAUGGAAUUUUGUUGAAGUGGACGUACCAUACACGGAAGCGAUGGAGCAUCGGCAAACGAUCAUUGAUCGCAUGUUUCCUCUCGAUACGGUCAUGGAUCUGAGUAUUGCUAUGGCGUUCUGGUUUGCAUCUCGCGGUCGAGGUACAAUAACAUACAGUGGUACUACCGAGCCUUACGAAAGUCCUGCACGCGUACUGAUAUCGGGUCUGGGAGCUGACGAACAACUGGGCGGCUACUCGCGUCAUCGAGAAGCGUUCCGUCAAGGAAGUUGGGAACGACUGAUCCAAGAAGUACACGCAGUUGGAUGUAGACAGAAUAUCUACUCGAAAUUUAGGACGCGAUGAUCGUAUCAUGUCGGAUCAUGGAAAAGAGGUUCGCUUCCCCUUUCU
Molecule: messenger RNA, 1714 nt
Organism: Radiomyces spectabilis
Lineage: Eukaryota; Fungi; Mucoromycota; Mucoromycetes; Mucorales; Radiomycetaceae
Product: asparagine synthase-domain-containing protein
Exons: 12
Coding region: 137-1669 (510 amino acids)
Molecular function (GO): asparagine synthase (glutamine-hydrolyzing) activity
Source: RefSeq, a predicted model, not a curated record